AUGAAGGUGGUGGUGGAUAUUGUAGCACAGAAAAUGCCAUCUGAAAACGAUGUUCACAUAGCGAGGAACUAUCUUAUGAAGAUCUUGAGAAGUUCCAUGAGGAGAAAUGACCUAGCCUGCAGGCCUCACUCCUGGCACGCAACCAAAUUUACAGAAAGUCAACCCGAGACAGCCACGUCACACCUUUCCUCCUCCAAUGCCUGCGCUUCCUGGCACUCGCGCUACCAUGCAAGUUGUUCUUCUCAUGACCUGUCAAACUCAUGGGAUCAGUCAAGUCUACAUCGCACUUCUGACCAGUUCAGCAGUUUGGGAAGUAUGGACAGCUGGGACCACACUCCACAAGUAGCCCAGUAUGGAAGACUUUCAUCCGCAAGGUCUAAUAGUAGCAUUGAUCAUCUAGGGAGCCAAAGUAAGCGGGAUUCAGCCUACGGGUCUUUCUCCACAAGUUCUAGCACCCCUGACCACACUCUAUCCAAUGCAGACACUUCUUCGACAGAGAACAUGCUGUACAAAGUAGGCCACUGGGAGACUUCUAAGCAUGGAAACAAGUCAGGCCAGUUCUUGAAUGACAGCAGUGGAAUAGAGGACAAACCUGGGUAUUUGCCAGCUCCCAUCCAAUACGAAAACAGUAGAAGUCCUAGAAUAGAGGAACACUCCGAUGCCAAGCUCACCAGCUCUGGAAGAUCCAGUUUUGGACCCGUGUGGUAUGUUCCUGAUAAGAAGAAGUCUUCAUCUCCUCCCCCCCCGCCUCCACCACUUCGUAGCGACAGCUUUGCUGCUACAAAAGGCCAUGAGAAAGCCCAUGGCCCUGUGUACUCAGAGGGUGCCAGCACGCAGCACUUUACAGCCCUGAAUCGGUCUCAGCCCAGGAGUGACUGGAACUUGGAAACUGUGGAGCAGCAGCGGCGGCCCUCCAGGGCAUGUGACAGGAGGGUUAGCAGCUCAAAUUAUAAAUCUGAUCCCAGUUCAGAACACGCUUUUUCUUCAACUGGUGAAAGGUACAACAGUAAUGCAGGAACUGUGAACAAACUGCAGUCGUCCCUGUCCAGCACUGAUGUUCGGUUUGCGCAGCCUUCUUACAGUUACCACCACCAGCACCAGUACAGUGAUGAAAGCACUUUUUUUCACAAUGCAAGAGUCUUAUCUGCGCCUAAAGAUCAGCAACAUUAUCUGUCCUAUAGCAGCAUUCAGGAGUUACCUACAGAUCAUUUUCAUGGCUACAGUCCAAGCCAAGCCAGUCUCCUCAACACUUCCUCUUCUUUGAACAGUGCUGCUGAACAGAAGAUGGACAACACUGGACAGAGUCGCUAUUACUGUGUAACAGUAAAACAGCCUGCUCAGGGAAGCUCAAAGCAACAACAACUCAAGGAUGACAGCUGGAAACCUGGAGUGGGGACUGAUCCAUCUCUCGGAUCUCAAGAAAAUCUUACAGUUGUCACAAUGGUCCAAAAACCAAAAUACUAUCUACCUCAACAAUCUGUUGUAUCUUCACUGAAAGGGUGUGAGAACAGCAGUCAUCAUCCAUUGGACAGAGAGGGGGAUGCUAGGUGUGCUGUAGCAGAAGAAGCUAGAAAACCCAAUCACACUGAAAAGUCUGGACAAAAGAAGAACUUUGAGAGCAGCUCUGAGGAAAGUGAAACCAGGUAUGGUCAACAGGAAUGUGUAAAGGGCUGUAUCCUUACCACUGAAAACAGAUCUGCUCAGAAAGAUUUUAGGUGGGGGAAAGAUGAGAGUAGCAAGAUUUCUCCUCAGAAGACCCCGAUGUUGCACUCUUUAGCUCAGGAAGGGAAAAAGCAGUCUAACAACAGCUCAGAAGUGGUAAUAGAGCGACAGGCCCCAUUUGACUCUCACUUGUCUAAACAGGCACGAAGAAGUGAUCGUUUUGCAACAACCCUGAGAAAUGAGAUCCAAAUGAGAAGAGCAAAGCUGCAGAAAAGUCGAAGCACUGCUACGUUAGUAGGGUCAUCUGAAACAGAGGAGUGCAACGAGACCUGGAAGCCAGAUUCAGCAGAAAAUGUCACUGCCUCCCCAGACACUAACUUCACCACCACCUACAAAGAUCACCUCAAGGAGGCCCAGGCCAGGGUUCUGAGGGCAACGUCCUUCAAACGGCGGGACUUGGAGCCCAGCCCCGCUGAAUAUCUCCCUAGGUCACCCGAGCGGAAAACUGGUAGUUAUAAUUCUUCGUUAUUGGCUUUGGUUUCUGAAGAUGUGCCUGGAUUCCUUGAGGCUACACAAGCUAAACCGAACCCCACGGGGAGUGGCACUCAUCACGUUUCUCGCAUCGGAGCCAGGAAGAGGUUCACAACAGAGCAAAAAAUGAAGUCUUACUCUGAACCAGAGAAGAUGAAUGAGGUGGGGAUGACAGAGGAUGAGUGUCGGGCUCAUUGCUGUCCAAAUCCAUCUGAAGAAGCCCUAGGCUCGUUUGCAGACAGGUGGAAAUUUUUUGAAGAAACAAGUAAGCCUGCACUAAGGAGACCACCACAGAAACCAGCUCCCUAUAGUCUAGCUGAGGGACAGCCUGAGAGGCCAGAUAGGAAAGUUCACAGUGGACAGGAGGGAGAGGACUCAUGGUAUGAGAGAAGAGGUCGGGCAGCCUCUCUUGGACUAGAAACUGCACAUGCUUCAAAAGAUAACGUCCACCAUCGUAGCAGCAGUAAGGCUGCUGAUAGGAUUGUGAAAUCUGAGCAGCCGCAGCGCCUGGGAACCUUUGCAGAGUAUCAGGCGUCAUGGAAGGAGCAGCGGAAGCCGAUAGAGCCGCGGAACUCAGGGAGGUACCAUUCAGCUGAUAAUAUCCUUGAUGCAGGCCAUGAACAACAUGAGAAACCACAGUACACCCAUGAGAGGUCUAGAUCAUCCCCUUCUACUGAUUUCUACAAACAGGAAGUCUCAGUUGAAGUAAGGAGGCAAGCAGAGGAUUUAAAGGAGGAUGGGGAGCGUGUUUUCUCUAAAGUUAACAAUCUGGAUGAAAGGAACUGCACUGUAAGGCAAGCUGACACAGGGGCCUUGAGGGAAAACCCAAGGGAGAAGAGGGAUCAGCUGGACCAGAAUUUAGGUGUCAAGUGGAAAGCAUCUGUCAGACCUUUGCAUGCGCAAGAGCCUGCGGUUCUGCCUCACGAGAGUCGGGGGAGGUCUGGGACGUUGCCUAGUGAUUACCGAUACCCUCAGGAAAACGUGAACGAGAAGAGCAAAGAUCAUAGCCUGCCUCAUCUCCCCUGUGCCGAGCCACAGACCUUGCACGAGAACCACUCCUCUCUGUCCCGGGGCAAAGGAGACGAAAACCAUAGGGUAGAGCCAGUGCUGCUGAACAAGAAGCGUGGACCUGCUCCUCAGAGGCCACCACCACCUAAAAGAGAUAAAUACAGGCGACCAGAUAAUCCUGCUCCGUCACUCAGCACAUCUUCUGAAUCUCUGCUGGUAGCACCCAGCCGGCCCUUUCCAUCCUCGUCCCCCAGCUCCGCCGAAGUAUUUGCCAGUCACUCCUCUCUCUGUCAGAGUCCUGCGACUUUCAAUGGAAAAUUGAAGAGUGCUAAUCCACAGCAGCUCCCGCAAGCGUCAUCCACAGAGAAUGUUUGUCAGCACUUAGAAGAAAAAACGCACCUUAAGUCCGAGUCUGUUUUAUCUUCGAAGUAUCGGUAUCUUCAAAAACCUGGCAUGGAGACAUCAAGGUCCCCUUCUCCUCAGUUUGCACCACAGAAGCUCACUGAUAAACCUCCUGUGUCCGUACAGGAUGAGAACCCAGCCAGAAUUGAAAGGGUUAUAGACAACAAUACUACAGUGAAAAUGGUUCCUAUCAAGAUAGUUCAUUCUGAGAGCAACGCAGAGAAGGAAAGUCGGCAAAGUCUUGUCAGUACUAUGGAGCCUCCUGCUUUACCUAGUGGUUUGGAAAAGGACCAAAUUAAAACACUUAGCACUUCUGAGCAAUCCUAUUCACGAUUCUGUGCUUACACCAGGCAAGGUGUAGAGCCGGAGCCAGAAGCCAGAACCAAACCAGCUGACCCUCAACCAGCUGAAGAACCUGGGAGCAACUUGAAGGACAGCAGUGCUGCCACACCAGCAGUCAGCUAUGUAAAGGCCAAAGAGAAGACCUUUGAAGACUGGAAGUCAGAGGAGCUAGCCAGAGAGAUUGUGGGAAGAGAUAAAUCUCUUGCAGACAUACUAGAUCCUAAUGUGAAAAUAAAAACAACAAUGGAUCUGAUGAUUGGUAUAUUCCCUAAAGAUGAACACCUCCUAGAAGAAGCUCAACAGCGCAGGAAACUCCUGCCGAAAGUUCCUUCUCCAAAAAUUUCAGAGGAGAAGAAAGAGGAGCAGAGCGCACCGUCUGCCAUAUCCCUGACAACCAAUUCUACUUACUACAGCACAUCUGCACCAAAGGCAGAGCUGCUGAUUAAAAUGAAGGACAUGCAGGAGCAGCAGCAGCAGAGUGAGGAAGAUUCUGAGGAGGAGCUGGAUCAUGACUUAUCAGAAAAGAAGCAAGAACUUAUUGACAGCAUUAGUAGGAAGCUGCAGGUGCUGAGGGAAGCACGGGAGACACUUCUGGAAGACAUCCAAGCAAACAAUAUACUGGGGGAGGAGGUAGAGGCCAUUGUGAAAGAAGUCUGCAAACCAAAUGAGUUCGACAAAUUCAAGAUGUUUAUCGGCGACCUUGACAAAGUGGUCAACCUCCUGCUGUCACUGUCAGGUCGUCUGGCCCGGGUAGAAAAUGCCCUCAAUAACCUGGAUGAAAAUACCUCUGCGGAAGAACGGCGGACACUGGUAGAGAAGCAGAAGCUGCUGACCCAGCAACACGAAGAUGCAAAGGAACUGAAGGAGAACCUGGAUCGUCGAGAGCGCAUUGUCUUUGACAUUUUGGCAAACUACUUGAGUGAGGAGAACUUAGCAGACUAUGAGCACUUUGUAAAAAUGAAGUCAGCCCUCAUCAUUGAGCAGCGAGAGCUUGAGGACAAGAUCAAGCUGGGGGAAGAGCAGCUGAAGUGUCUGACUGAUAGCCUCCAACCUGAACGACUCAAAUGAGAGGACUGAGUUUGACCAAGGAUGUGAAAAAUGAGAAGAAGGAAGGGAUGGGGGGGACUUUCAAGGAUACAAAUUAGUAUCUUGGCUUGUCUGAGUGUCCAGUAGAGAAACAAGUACACAAGAGAAUGAUAGCUCUCACAACAGCAAUAAUGCUCUCUUUCAUUUUUUUGGGAUGAUGUAUUUAAUUUUUUAGAACACAUUUUUACUGCUGGACUCUACAGCUGUUUCUCAUCGCUUAACUUACAGAAGGCUCCACAGGAAAGGAUAGACUCUUAACCUUUCUGCUUAGUAAGUUGAAAGUCUGUGGCAGUUGUGCAUGCAAACGAUGUUUUUAGAAUAGGGUGUAUACUUUCUUUAUGUUCAGAUGCUGUACAGACUGCUGGGAAACCCAACAGCAAUUUAUGAAUGCACACAAAUUUAGAAGUUCUAAAUUGAGUGGCUUUUUAUGUUUGUUUUUUAAAGACACAUUGAAUAGGGGAAGCGUGCAUCUUAUAGCUAAUAUAUUCAGAUUGCUGAAAUGUAGUGUCACUCUGAUCCUGUGGCAUCAGAUGCUUUUUUGUACUAUUGUAUAUAGGA
Messenger RNA from Nestor notabilis (Kea), 5589 nucleotides. RefSeq names its product shroom family member 2 (gene SHROOM2). Lineage: Eukaryota; Metazoa; Chordata; Aves; Psittaciformes; Psittacidae. The transcript is spliced from 9 exons. Gene Ontology annotation, biological process: actin filament organization. Gene Ontology annotation, molecular function: actin filament binding. The coding region runs from base 1 to 5013 and encodes 1670 amino acids. The record is from RefSeq and is a predicted model, not a curated record. Gene Ontology annotation, cellular component: apical junction complex; apical plasma membrane; cortical actin cytoskeleton.